AUGAUCGACCACGGUUCAUUCGCCGAUCCGUGCAACUAUCAGGGCCUGGCCCACCUUCUGCAACAUAUGGUAUUCAUGGGCAGCACGCCAGAUUCGGCGGAGAAUGUCUUCUUUGCGCAUGUGGAAAAAAACGGCGGCGAAUGCUCCUCAUCAAUCUUCAGCGAGGACACGCUUUUCUCGUUUACUGUGCCCGAUGAACACUUGGAUUCGAGUUUAGAAUACUUAAUGUUCUCUCUGAAGCAUCCGUUGAUGCUGCAGGAGACGAUGGAACGUGCCCGCGCUCUCGUGGACUCUGAGUUUCAGCAGAAGGUGCAAAAAGAUGUAUUGCGUCGCAACCAGCUGCUCGCCAGUCUGGCCACCGAUGGCUAUCCGCAUGGCUCCUUUAACUGGGGUAACAUGAAAUCGCUUAAGGAUAAAGUCGAUGACAGUGCCCUGCACAGAGCCCUUCACGAUGCCUGGCGCGAUAACUAUGCGGCCAAUCGCAUGUACGUGUGCCUGCAGGGUAUCAUGCCUAUCGAUGUGCUAGAGAACAUGGUGGUACGCCACUUUUCCAAGCUACUCCGCAAUGACAUCAAAGCGCCCGACCUGACCAAGUUCGAUUACCGCAACGCCUUCCGUCCGGCGUUCCACGAGCAAGUCUUCCUCGUGAAGGCCGUGGAGAAAUGGCGCAAGUUUGAGCUAACCUGGGUGCUUCCUAACAUGCGUCAGUACUAUCACAGCAAUCCGGAUAAGUUACUCUCCUACCUGAUCGAGUACAAGGGAAACGGUAGUCUCUACGCAUACCUAGAGCGCCGCCACUGGGCCCACUAUCUCCAUGCUGGCAUAGACGAGACCGGCUUCAAUCUACACUCAAUGCACUCAUUUUUUAAAGUGGACAUUGGCCUCACCGACGAGGGAUUCCAGCACAUCGAUCAGGUUCUGUCCGCCACCUUUGCCUAUUUGAAGGUCUUCUCCAACUGUUCCAGUGGUUCCUUGCGUCAGUUGUACGAACAGCAGCAGAAGAGUAAGGUCGCAGAGUUUCGUCUCCCUGACCGUAUCGAUAAACACGAUGUCGAUGAACUGGUCUUCAAAAGCAAAUACUAUCCCCCCAAGGAUAUACUCACCGCCAGGGAGCUCUACUUCGACACCGACGAGCAGCACCUGUCCGUACUGAUCAGUACCUGA
Messenger RNA from Drosophila persimilis, 1164 nucleotides. RefSeq names its product nardilysin. Gene Ontology annotation, molecular function: metal ion binding. Lineage: Eukaryota; Metazoa; Arthropoda; Insecta; Diptera; Drosophilidae. The record is from RefSeq and is a predicted model, not a curated record. Bases 1 to 1164 code for a protein of 387 amino acids. The transcript has a single exon.